Molecule: messenger RNA, 815 nt
Organism: Onychostoma macrolepis
Lineage: Eukaryota; Metazoa; Chordata; Actinopteri; Cypriniformes; Cyprinidae
Exons: 5
Coding region: 130-792 (220 amino acids)
Biological process (GO): response to bacterium
Source: RefSeq, a predicted model, not a curated record
UGUGGAGAUGUGCAAAACUGUGGUUUAUAAGUGAAAGCCUGACCUGUUGAGUGGUAGCAAAGCUAAGCGUUUAUAAGUAAGACCCCCUGCUCAGAGCAGAUGAACUGCACCUGACAGAGAGACUGGAACAUGAGCAUUUUCAAACUUAUCCUUUUACUCAGCUUCAGCACACAGUGUCACACAGCCACGGUGAAUAUGAGCGUCCAGCUGGAGCAGAAUGUUACUCUGCCCUGUUUCCUGAACUCCAGCUCUGAGAUGGCAUGGUAUCGACUGAGCUCUGAUAAUAUUACAUUACUCAUAUCAGGAGCAAGAGGAAAGCUUGCAAAAAAUUAUUUUGUUACUUACUAUAAUAAGGAUGAAAGUCACUUUGGGCUGGAAGCAGACAGCAGGCUUGACUCGGUCAGCCUGGCGAUCGCUGGGGUCAGAGAGUCGGAUCUGGGGCUGUAUUACUGCGCUCUUGGUGUCAGUGCAAAGACAAUGCGCUUUGGGACUGCUGUCAGACUCACAUUUGCAGACGCUGAACAGCGGCGCUCGUCAGAGAGUGUGGGCUGCAGGACGCUCUUGGUCUGUGCUUGUGUCGUAUGUGGGAUUUGCUGUAUUCUCUGCGUGUGUGUGCUCUGUUACAGGCAAGGUUCUUCCAAGGUCUCUUGCAUCAGCUGCGUGACAGAAAACUCAAAUGUCAAGGCAGCACAAGUACAGUACGCCAGUCUCCGGUUCCUCCGGCGGUCCAGAGCGGCGGCUCCUGCUCCAGUCAACGUGAUAUACGCAGCUAUAGCCAACCACACGUCCUGAUUUCACUCAUCUAAUCAGCUUCA